Messenger RNA from Amborella trichopoda, 1213 nucleotides. RefSeq lists its product as uncharacterized. Lineage: Eukaryota; Viridiplantae; Streptophyta; Magnoliopsida; Amborellales; Amborellaceae. The record is from RefSeq and is a predicted model, not a curated record.
GUCUUCCUCAGGUCUCUCUUAAGAAGGUGAGGUUUGAGGAAGCAUUUCCAUAAAUAAUUCCAAAAUUUAAUUUAAUUUCAUUGUUUAAUUUGAAGAAAAUGGUGAGCACUGAGAGCAUGGGUUUCAUGGUGAUCGUUGCGGUCUCGAGCGGUGUCAUGCUCGUCGCCUUCGAAGCACAAAAACGUCUCACAUUGAAUAUUUUGAAGAAGAUGGAAUUAGAAUUUGCAACUGAGAGAGAGAAGCAAAAGAAGAUGGUGAGGUUUGCAAAGGAUGUAGUUGAGCCAUCACACGGUAACAAGGAAUAUAGGAAGUGUAGGUCGAAGAGAGAGAAGGCACAGGCAACCCGAAACUCGACAACUUUCGAGCAUGAGGAGAGAUCGGCAAAAGAUGAAUCAUCGGAUAUUCCACUGAACCGACUAGCUCUUUACAAAGGGAUGUGGCAAUAUCGAAUGCAUAAAAGACACGCCCCUUUGAUGUUUUCAUAGUAAACUGCAAUUUCCAUAAAAAAAAUUUAGAAAAAAUAUUUUAUUUAUUUAAUUUAAUUAAACAAAAAUCAACAUUUUUAAGUUUCAAUUGGCAUUUUAGAAUUAUAAAUAUUUAGUGCUCCUUUUGUUUUGGACAUCUCUCUCUGUUGAGCUUUCCCUUUUUGUUUUAAGGUACAAACCUACUGGGCCCAACUUCGAAUUAAAACUUAGAAUAUCACAUAAGAAAGUGGUUGAAGCAUUGAGGACCAUAUCACUAAGUCCAAGGUUCCAAUGUGGCCUGGCUCCACUCCAAAAAGAAUCUGGUCUUCAUAGAAGAAGGGGAAAAUAUGUGAAAACACAUUGGUUUCUUUCUUUUUCAUCCCAUAAUGGCAUGAUUGUUUUGUUAAAGAAAAGGGAUUGGUCACUUGAUUUUGUAUUUUGCCUUGCACACACCAUAUUUGAUGUUUCUUGCUUUUCAUAGAGAAUGGGUGAUUGUUUUCUUUAGGUUUUUAGAGGUCAUGCUAAACCUAAGGCUAUUUAACUUCUUUACCUUAGACCUACCAUUAAAAAAUGAGAGAGAGAGAGAGAGAGAGAUCAUUUAUACUUCUUUUUUUUUGUAAGUAAUGGCUUUUUUUUUUGUAAGUAAUGGAUUGCACAUUGAUGCCAUAUAUAUGACAUGCAUUAUAGAACCCCCUGUCAACUUCUUUCCUUGUAACCUAGACUCCUCUUUUUUCCAACUUUCACUUGAU